AUCAACAUCAUCAAAAUCCCCAUCAAAAACCACUAGCACCGCCAAAAUGAGCGUCCCCCAGGCUGUCCAGGCCCCUCUAACAAAGGCCGCGACCUUCCUCGUCCUCACCAUCAAUCCCUCCCCCUCCGCCAUCAACACCAUCCGCUCCGCCCUCUCCAGCAUCGCCGACCUCUCCAAGAACGUCUCCCUCCGCGACCUCAACUCGCAAUUCUCCUGCACCGUCGGCAUCGGCUCCGACGCCUGGGACGCCCUCACUGCCGGCACCGGCCUGCACCGCCCGAAAGAGCUGCACCCCUUCCGCCAGAUCGCCGGCGCCCGCCACACCGCCGUGUCCACGCCCGGCGACCUGCUCUUCCACAUCCGCGCCGACCGCCGCGACAUCUGCUUCGAGUUUGAGCGCCAGCUGCUGCUCAAGCUCGGCGACGCCGCCGCCGUCGUCGACGACACCCAGGGCUUCCGCUACUUCGACGCCCGCGACCUGCUGGGCUUCGUCGACGGUACGGCAAACCCCAUCGGCCCCGACGUGCCGCCCGCCGUGCUCAUCGCCGACGAGGACUCGGACUGCGCCGGCGGCAGCUACGUCGUCGUGCAAAAGUACGUCCACGACAUGGCCGGCUGGACCGGCCUGUCGACGGAGGCCCAGGAGGCCAUCAUCGGCCGCACCAAGAUGGACAACAUGGAGCUCGACGACCAGCCCGACGGCCACCAGCAGGCGCACAAGACGCUGGCCACCAUUGAGGACGAGGCGGGCAACGAGCACAGCAUCAUGCGCGACAACAUGCCCUUUGGCUCUCCCGGGUCCGGCGUCUUCGGCACCUACUUCAUCGGCUACUCGCGCCGCCUGUGGGUGAUUGAGAAGAUGCUGGAGCGCAUGUUUGUCGGCGAUCCUCCCGGCAAACACGACCGCAUCCUUGACUUUUCCACGCCUCUGACGGGAACCACCUUUUAUGCGCCGCCGGCUUGGGUAUUGGACCAGCUCGGUUCCGACUGAAGCUUGUUGACAAUCUCAUGAUAAAUCAUUAGGCAGUUAGUAUCAAGAAGUUAGAUGGCAUGUACUUCAAAAGUAAAUGCAUGUGUAUAUACUUACGUCAACUAUAUUCAUCGAUCAACAUGGUCGCGGUAAAUUAAGUGACAUUAUCUACGAGUCGCUCU
Molecule: messenger RNA, 1152 nt
Organism: Trichoderma virens Gv29-8
Lineage: Eukaryota; Fungi; Ascomycota; Sordariomycetes; Hypocreales; Hypocreaceae
Exons: 1
Coding region: 47-991 (314 amino acids)
Cellular component (GO): cytosol
Molecular function (GO): heme binding; peroxidase activity
Source: RefSeq, a predicted model, not a curated record